AUGGGUAUCUCACGUGACUCCAUGCACAAGAGGCGUGCCACUGGAGGCAAGAAGAAAGCCUGGAGAAAGAAGAGAAAGUAUGAGCUUGGCCGUCAGCCUGCAAAUACUAAGCUUUCAAGCAACAAGACUGUUAGAAGAAUUCGUGUGAGAGGAGGCAAUGUGAAGUGGAGGGCUCUUAGAUUGGAUACUGGGAACUACUCCUGGGGCAGUGAAGCUGUCACUCGCAAAACCCGUAUUCUUGAUGUGGUUUACAAUGCCUCAAACAAUGAGCUUGUCCGAACACAGACUCUGGUGAAAAGUGCUAUUGUUCAGGUGGAUGCUGCCCCGUUCAAGCAAUGGUACCUUCAACAUUAUGGGGUUGAUAUUGGUAGGAAGAAGAAGGCAGCGGUGAAGAAGGAUACCCCGGAGCAGGAGGGAGAAGCAACUACAGAAGAAACAAAGAAGAGUAACCAUGUCCUCAGGAAGCUUGAGAAGCGUCAACAGGAUCGCAAGCUAGAUUCUCACAUUGAAGAGCAGUUUGGAAGUGGGAGGUUGUUGGCUUCCAUCUCUUCCCGACCUGGUCAAUGUGGCAGAGCAGACGGAUACAUAUUGGAAGGCAAGGAACUUGAAUUUUAUAUGAAGAAGAUCCAGAGGAAGAAGGGCAAGGGUGCUGCUGCAUAA
Messenger RNA from Dovyalis caffra, 660 nucleotides. The record is from the annotation of a GenBank genome assembly. Lineage: Eukaryota; Viridiplantae; Streptophyta; Magnoliopsida; Malpighiales; Salicaceae.